CGUACAUACACAUACAGCAGACUCCUCCUGUCGAUUGGGUGGAACCCAGGAGAGUGAAUUGGUGGAACUAGUGGAACACUCACUGGCCGACUGGCUCGAUCCGCUGUCUUGAAUCACAUGACUAGACUCUGACUUUCCUGGGGAACCAGUGAGAGUGAAUAAGGACCACCCUUAACAUAAUCAUCCUAGUGAACCUGAGGGUGGGCCAUUGUUUCCAUCCUCAUCAUCAUUCAGGAUGGACCCGUACGCGAUCAGUCCGGUGGAGCGAACUCGGCACAUGGAUCAAUUUGCGUCCCUGGCUCCCCCGGGCGGUAUGAUUGCCGGGGUCCAGGCCAAAAACUACUUUAUGCAAUCCGGUCUGCCGCCCAUGGUGUUGGCUCAAAUUUGGGCUCUGGCGGAUAUGAAUGCCGACGGUCAAAUGGACCUAAACGAGUUUUCCAUCGCCUGCAAAUUGAUAACCAUGAAGCUCCAAGGCUAUGAGAUCCCUUCGACCCUGCCCGGCGGAGGCCUGCCACCCAAUCCCUAUGGCGGCAUAAGCCAUGGCGGAAUGAUGCCGGCCUACAGCAUGGCCACCACAAUGCCCAUGGGCCUGCCUAUGUCGACGGGAGCGCCCAUGGGGUCAGUGCCCUAUUCCACGACCAUGGGCGGUAUGCCGGGUCAAAUGCCAGGCAUGAGCAUGGCCUCGGCCUACCCUGGGACGGUCAAUACCGUGACCCCAGCCUUAUCCAGUGCCCCUGUGCCGGUUGUCCUACCCAUGUCUUCGACGGGUUCAAGUGGUACGCCAGCCUCGACCCCCGGCGGAGCUGUGCCUUGGAAUAUCCCCGAAGGCACGCGGAGCAAGUACAGUAACAUCUUUUUCCAAAUGGAUAAGUCUCGCAUUGGGUUCCUCAGUGGCCUUCAAGCCCGGAAUACCUUACUUCUAACGGGCCUCCCGCAACCGACCUUGGCUCAAAUCUGGUCUUUGUCGGAUAUUGAUGGCAAUGGUAAAUUGAGUUGCGAUGAAUUCAUCGUUAGUGGCUAUCUUUGCGAUUUGGCCUCCAAAGGCGAACCUUUGCCGGCCAAGCUUCCGCCGGAUGUCGUGCCUCCCUCAUUCCGACCCGCUGGUGCCCCAGUCCCAGCCAGCAUGGCGCCGGGUGUGGCCGGCAGCACGGUGAGCACGCCCGGAAGUUCGCGGGCUGAUUCCGUGGUCUCGCCUACCACCUUUGAGGAUAAAAGGCGGGAGAACUUUAAUAAAGGCCAGGCUGAGUUGGAUAAGAGGCGCCAGAGUUUGAUUGAUCAGCAGAAACGCGAAGAGGAGGCACGGCAGAAGAAAGCGGCUGAAGAAGCUGCGGCCAAGGAGAAGCAGAGACAAGAGUUGGAGAAGCAAAGGAUCUUGGAAUGGGAGGAAAAUCGGAAGAAGGAGCUCAAUAGCCAUCGACAAGGGGAGCAAGAGAAAUUGAUUCAGUUUAAAGCCAAGCAAACCAAUAUGAAAAAUGAGCUGGACAAGUCCCGGGACAAGAUCAAGAAUUUGACCGAAGAAAUUGCGAACUGUCGGACGGGCGUGUCUGAAGUCAAAGCCUUUAUUGACACUAUGCGCUCAUCUCGCGAUGAGAAGAUGAAUAACAUGAACGGUCUUAAGCAGAAGCUCAAGGACCAGAACGAGCGUUUGCUGAAAGUGACCCAAGAAAAAGCCCAAAUGGAGGCCAAAAAGGCCGCCUUGUCCAAUGAGGACAAUAGCCCACAGAUCACCGAAUUCGAGUUCAAGCGAAACGAGAAGAAGAAAAAGGUGGAGGAGACUCAGAAGGUCUUGGAGGAGCUCAAAGAAAAGUUUGAGACGGUCAAAUCGGAGAAGGAGUCCAAGAAAGAAGCUCUUGAGGAGCAUAAGGAGUCCUUAGUUCAGAUUAUUGAGGCUUGCAAAUCUCUGUAUGCGUCUUUCGAUGAGAAACGCCGCGAGAUUAAGGCCGAGAAAUCCAAGCGCAUGCGUGAACUCACCGAUCCCGAUCAUGCGUGGGGCAACGAGAACGAGGAGGUCAUUGAAGUGGUUUCCGCCCCCACAGAUGGCCUUGAUGAUAACACCGUAGAAGUCUACGCUCUGUACGAGUUUCAGCCCACCAACGACGAUGAAUUGGCUUUUAAUGCGGGCGACAAGAUCAUAGUACAUAAGAAUUUAGACCCUGAACCUGGCUGGUUGGGCGGCGAAGCCCAUGGUAAGACGGGUUGGUUUCCGGAGUCUUACAUCACCUACAAUCCGGCUGACCUAGAGGCCUUGGCCAUGGCCCCGGAUCCCAGUGAGGCUCCUGUGGCUAAAUCCAUUAUGGAUUGGGCUGGCGAUGAUGACCCUUCGUUUUCGGUCCCGAAAGAUGCGGAGUUGAUCGUUUUCGGGCGCCCUACCGAGGAAUGGUGCUUUGGCAAGCUAAAAGAGACCAAUGCCGUUGGGUUCUUUCCAAGUGCCAUUUUGAAUCUCAAUCCGGACGAGGAAGUGAAUGCCGAAGAUGUUGUUUUACCCAGUGAGCCUCUGUUGAAUGAAAUGGUCGUAGCAUUGCACCCUUAUCAUUCGAUUGAGCCCGGGGAUCUCAUUUUUGAUGAAGGUCAAAAGCUUCGGGUUGUCGUCAAGAACUCUGAAUGGUGGACCGGUCAGUUUGGCGAAAAACUGGGAGUGUUUCCUUCCAACUAUGUUGCUCCUGAGGACGAAGUUCCAGCCGUCGAUAGUGGCGUCGGAACGGCUGAGGCUCAGGUCGAUAAUGGCAAUCCCGACGUGGCCAAACCCGUGGAAGAACCUGCCGUGGUGAAAGUCAAAUCCAAAAAGAACAAGGAAGAGAAAAAGAUGGAGUUGGCCAAAGUCGUUGCUCCAUAUGAAGGCACCAGCGCUGAGCAACUUUCCUUGGCCGCAGGACAGAUGAUACUUAUUCGGAAGAAAGCUGACACUGGCUGGUGGCAAGGCGAAAUUCCAGGCGGCGGUAAGGGUAAAAAGCGACAAAUUGGUUGGUUUCCUGCCACCUAUGUCAAGAUUUUGGACGCCAAGGAAGCCAAUGGGGCUAGUAAAGGCCUAGGUUCGGUCGAGGCUCUCUUUGAUUACGAGGGAGCUCGAGAGGACGAGUUAAGCUUCAAGCAAGGCGAUAUCAUCGAAAUGGUCGCCAAAGAAGAUGGAGGUUGGUGGAAAGGUCGUUUGAAUGGACAGGAGGGCCUCUUCCCAACCAACUUUGUUAAAGAGUGUUAAGUGCAUUGUUAGAUUUGAUUGUCUGUUCUCUCCUAUUAUCUCGCUAUCCUUGUGAUCCAAUCUACCGGGACACGUUCCAGAAAUACAAAAUUGUAUGACCCCGUUUAUAUUUUAA
Molecule: messenger RNA, 3311 nt
Organism: Tigriopus californicus
Lineage: Eukaryota; Metazoa; Arthropoda; Copepoda; Harpacticoida; Harpacticidae
Gene: Dap160
Product: intersectin-1-like
Exons: 13
Coding region: 236-3196 (986 amino acids)
Biological process (GO): endosomal transport; clathrin-dependent synaptic vesicle endocytosis
Cellular component (GO): intracellular vesicle; cytoplasm; clathrin-coated pit
Molecular function (GO): molecular adaptor activity; protein binding; calcium ion binding
Source: RefSeq, a predicted model, not a curated record